Molecule: messenger RNA, 2797 nt
Organism: Ictalurus furcatus (blue catfish)
Lineage: Eukaryota; Metazoa; Chordata; Actinopteri; Siluriformes; Ictaluridae
Gene: ddx51
Product: DEAD (Asp-Glu-Ala-Asp) box polypeptide 51
Exons: 16
Coding region: 713-2716 (667 amino acids)
Cellular component (GO): nucleus
Molecular function (GO): ATP binding; nucleic acid binding
Source: RefSeq, a predicted model, not a curated record
UUGGAAUAGUCCUGUUGUGGUCUGUUUGCACAUUGCCUGGCCCUUUGCCUGGCCCUUUGCCUGCUCUUUGCUUUAUUUUGAUUAUGUCUGUGUGGUUUUUUUUUUUUCUUUCUAUUUAAUGUCGUGACUGAUCUGUGUAUAAUCGUCCUGUACGCACAGUAUCUCUGACACUGUGGACAUGUUAACUCAUGUGACCUUAUAUACAGAAUGCAUUCAUUUAUAUGGAAUUGAAUAACAGUAUAUCUCUUAAAACUCUGUUGGAAACAACCAUAACCUUUAUUAUUAAUGCUUUAAAGCUAAUAUGGCUAGCAUACAGUAUAAUGGGAGCUUGUAACCAUCAGCUUGGACAAUAGUGCUGGCUGUAAAUCAAAUCACAGGUUUAUAUUAAUGCUCUCACUCUAAUAUGUUAUAUGUUUCUAUAGAAACAGCAGAUUUAGAGAGAAUUGUGUGGAUUGAAACCUAAUAAUAAACUACUUUAAAAAAGCACUAUUAUUUAACAGAGAACAAUAUAUAAUCAUUUAUAAGCUUUCUGGAAGGAGAUGUGUAUUUAACAUUUAUGAAAGGAGUCUCCAGCAUCAGCGCUUUGUAACAGUCAGUACGUUUUUUCCCCCACAGGAACGUUUUCAGGACAGAAGACUUUGCACAUUGCCUUUUUUUCCCCUAAUUGUCUUCAAGAGAAAGGAAAAAAAGAGAGGCUGAUAAGGAGGAAUAAAUGUUUAUAGCUGCUGUAAUAUAUCUGGGCGAGGAGGAGGAAAGUAAAUCAAAUGACGAGUCAAGGUCCAAAGUCUUGCUAAACAAGCUUCAGGAACGUGCCAAGGCCAGAGAACAACUUAGUCGUGCAACUAAGAAGGAGUCAGAUGUCCAGGAUUCAAAGACGAGUGAACGGAGCCGUGUAGGAAAGACUAAAAGAAAUCUCGAGUGGCAAGAAAAAGAGAAAAAGCAACCUAAGAAGAAGAGAAAGGAAAGCGUUCGAGAGCAGGACGAUGGUGAUGUUGAUGUUGAUGACACGCCUGUGGAACAAGCAGAUUUGGGUACGAGUGAGCAGUCGGGAAGGAAAAAGAAGAAAAAAGACAAAAAGGGAAGCGCAACUCAAGAGGAGAAGCAACACACAGAGUCCACUGGAGCAGUAGAUGAGCCUGAAAGCCAAACGGCUGCAGAUGCCCAGCCUGAAAGCCAAACGACUGCAGAUGCCCAGCCUGAGCGGUCGAACACAAGCUCCAGCUUUCUCGUCCUGGGUGGAUUUGAGAAUAAGACUGUUCCAAAGGUCCAAAGGGUGCUGCCGAAGUGGCUGGCUGAACCAGACAUGAUUCAGAGAGACGUUAAGAGCAAUUUAAUCCCUCUUGGUGACAUGCCAGGAAUUUGUCCCUUGCUACGGAAAAAACUGGAGACCAACGGGAUCCAGAACUUCUUCCCAGUUCAAGCUGAGGUCAUCCCCGCUGUCUUGGAGAGUGUGAAUUCAGGUCUUCUGAUUGGACAAGGAGGUUACAGGCCCAGAGACAUCUGUGUGUCUGCGCCUACAGGAAGUGGAAAGACGCUGGCAUUUGUUAUACCUGUCGUACAGGCGCUGAUGACACGAGUGGUGUGUGAAGUCCGUGCCCUGGUUGUGUUGCCCACCAAAGAGCUCGCGCAGCAGGUGUAUAAAGUUUUCUACCAUUAUGCUGAAGGAACUGGGCUAAAAGUUGUAUUGGCUGCUGGGAAGAAACCUUUUGCUGUAGAGCAGGCAACUCUUUUAGAAGUCAGAGGGGGUGUCAGUCGGAGUUUGGCAGAUAUCGUCGUGGCAACACCAGGUCGUCUGGUAGAUCACAUCAACAAAACCCAAGGGUUCGGUCUUCAGCAUCUUCGUUUUCUGAUUAUAGACGAGGCAGACCGAAUGAUUGACAGUAUGCAGCAGGCUUGGCUCAGUCAAGUGACCAAGGCGGUCUAUAAAAGUGGGUGUGGCUCAGGGGUGUCACUCUUUAGGAGGGUGGAGCCAGGGCCAAUUACAGUGGCGAGUCUGUCUCCACCCCAGAUGCCGCUGCAGAAGCUGCUCUUCUCGGCCACUCUGACGCAAAACCCGGAGAAACUGCAGCAGCUGGGCCUCCACCAGCCUCGUCUCUUCAGCUCCACACACAGCUCAACAAGCGAAGAGAAAUUCAACUUCCCUCAGGGCCUGACUGAGUACUACGUCUGCUGCACGCUGAGCAAGAAGCCGCUUCUCAUUCUGCACUUUCUGCUGCGCCUGAAGUUCUAUCCUGUUCUGUGCUUCACAAACUCGAGAGAAGCAGCACACAGGCUCUUCUUACUGGUGAAGCUUUAUGGUGGUGUGGAAGUGGCAGAAUUCUCCUCCAGACUCGGUCCUAGCGAGCGACAGAAGACUCUGAAGAAUUUUGAAAAAGGGAAAAUUCAGCUGUUGAUCAGCACUGAUGCUGCAGCCAGAGGAAUCGAUAUUAAAGGAGUUAAAUGCGUCAUCAAUUACGAUGCUCCUCAGUACAUCAGGACGUACAUCCACAGGGUGGGAAGAACAGCGAGAGCUGGGAAAGCUGGCGUGGCCUUCACUUUUGUCUUAGGAGUGCAGGUGGAGAGAUUUGUGAAGAUGGUCCAGGACGGCGGCAGUCCGGGUCUACAGAAGCAGACUAUUAAACCGGAAAGUCUCAGAGGCAUGGAGAGCCGCUAUGAAGACGUUUUAGUCGAGCUGGGCAGAGUUAUAAAGGAGGAAACUGCGCAGAAGCGUUUCUGAGCAGACGGUUGCAAGAGUAAAUAUGUCUCUCGUUGUACCCAUGUACCUGAGUUUUACUUUUUCAAUAAAAAAUUAGAUUUA